Haplochromis burtoni (Burton's mouthbrooder) is the source of this 2592-nucleotide messenger RNA. Its product is annotated as moesin. The transcript is spliced from 14 exons. The record is from RefSeq and is a predicted model, not a curated record. Gene Ontology annotation, cellular component: cytoskeleton; adherens junction; filopodium. Gene Ontology annotation, molecular function: actin binding; cell adhesion molecule binding. Gene Ontology annotation, biological process: regulation of cell shape; regulation of organelle assembly; positive regulation of protein localization to early endosome. Bases 391 to 2130 code for a protein of 579 amino acids. Lineage: Eukaryota; Metazoa; Chordata; Actinopteri; Cichliformes; Cichlidae.
AGAUUAGAGGAAUGCACUGCCGCAUUCACUGAUACUGAGAAAUAAUGGCCUGUGGUUAGUUACUGGUGAUUUGUAUCUGUCUACAGACAGGUUUGGCAGACGCACAUCAUGCCUCAUUGAGAUACUGCGAGUGAUACAAGGUCAAAACCUCAAUGAUUCAUGAAGAAAAGCGUAGACAGUGGGUGAAGGCUGCCACUUUAAAACCUGUGGGCCAGGGCUGCCACUGGAUUAACUAAAUGAAAAGUACUUGGGAAUAAUACAAUGGCCCAUUCUCAUUCAGUAUAAUCCUUGCAGGUAUUGCAAGCAGUUUCAUAUGACUCGGCAGCAAAAAGGCAACUACAAGCACCUCUCUGAAGAAGUGUUUUGGCUAUAGGUUAAAACAGAAUACAAAUGUCAACUAUAAAUGUCCGAGUUACAACCAUGGAUGCAGAGCUGGAGUUUGCCAUCCUGCCCAGCACAACUGGCAAACAGCUUUUUGACCAGAUAGUGAAGACAAUCGGGCUGAGGGAGACGUGGUUCUUUGGGCUUCAAUAUAAGGACAGCAAAGGCUUCUCCACCUGGCUCAAGCUGAACAAGAGGGUGACUGCUCAAGAUGUGAAGCGGGACAACCCUUUGUUGAUCAAGUUCAGGGCCAAGUUUUACCCCGAGGAUGUCGCCGAAGAGCUGAUCCAAGAGGCAACUCAGCGGCUCUUUUUUCUGCAGGUAAAGGAGAGCAUCUUAAAUGAUGAUAUAUACUGUCCACCUGAGACUGCGGUGCUCUUGGCCUCAUACGCUGUUCAGGUCAAGCUCGGAGACUACAGGGACGAUUAUCAUGUACCGGGAUAUCUCGCAAAAGAGAAGCUGUUGCCACAGAGGGUUUUGGAGCAGCACAAGCUGAACAAGAGUCAGUGGGAGGAAAGAAUCCAGGUGUGGCAUAAAGAGCAUAAAGGGAUACUCAGAGAAGAUGCAAUGUUAGAGUACCUGAAGAUAGCACAGGAUCUGGAGAUGUAUGGGGUCAACUAUUUCAACAUCAAGAACAAGAAAGGCUCAGAGCUGUGGUUAGGGGUGGACGCACUGGGGCUAAACAUCUAUGACAAAAAGGACAAGCUGACUCCAAAGAUUGGCUUUCCCUGGAGUGAGAUCAGAAAUAUUUCCUUCAACGACAAGAAAUUUGUCAUCAAGCCCAUCGACAGGAAAGCUCCGGACUUUGUCUUCUAUGUACCUCGUCUUCGCAUCAACAAACGCAUCCUGGCAUUGUGCAUGGGGAAUCAUGAUCUGUACAUGCGCAGACGCAAGCCCGACACCAUUGAGGUGCAGCAGAUGAAGGCCCAAGCUCGUGAGGAGAAAAACAAGCGACAAAUGGAGAGGGCUCUGCUCGAGAGUGAGAAAAAAAAGCGAGAAAAUGCUGAGAAGGAAACAGAGAAGAUUGCUCGGGAGACCAUGGAGCUGAUGGAGAGAUUGAGACAGAUUGAGGAACAGACAAAGCGAGCUCAAGAUGAGCUGGAGGAGCAAACUCGUAGGGCGCUUGAGUUAGAGAAGGAAAGAAAAAUUGCUCUGGAGGAGGCUGAGCGCCUGGACAAAGACCGCAGAGCUGCAGUAGAGGCUAAAGCAGCCCUGCUGCACCACUCUGAGACCCAGAUCAAAAAUCAGGAAAACCUGGCCACUGAGCUGGCAGACCUUACUUCUAAGAUCUCUCAGCUGGAAGAUGCAAAGAAGAAAAAGGAUGAAGAGUCGAAAAGAUGGCAGAAAAGGGCAGUGAUGGUAGAAGCUGAUUUGGAGCAAACAAAAGAAGAGCUGAAGACUAAACUCAUGGGUGUCCACAUCCAGGAUUCGGUCCAUUCUAACAUCCUCGACCACGAUGAGACGGAUGAGAGCAGCGCAGAAGCGAGCGCUGAGCUGACUUCUCCGGGGAUGGUCCGAGAUCGCAGCGAGGAGGAAAGAGUCACAGAGGCCCAGAAGAACCAGAGACUACAGAAAAACCUAAAGUUCCUGAGCACCGAACUGGCUCGAGCUGUAGACGAGAGCAAAAAGACCCCCAAUGACCUGAUCCACGCUGAGAAUGUGAGGGCGGGCCGUGACAAAUACAAGACCCUGCGUCAGAUUCGUCAGGGCAACACUAAACAACGCAUCGAUGAGUUUGAGUCCAUGUGAGCGGGAGUGCUGUCGGCUGGCUCAGCCUGCAGGAGAGACUAAGUUCGGAUGAGCUGGACACACACAGAGAUUUUAGAAGUGUAGGGGAAACAUUAUCACAUUAAUCGUAAAUUUAGCUUAAGAAUGACAGUGUGAACCCGAAAACAAAUUAUAUUAUAGACAAUGUUGACGAUUUCUUUAGUAAGCAAGUCAGUGAGAAUGUAGCAGCUGUUCUUCUAGAUGCAUUUUUAAUUUUGCACACACCCACAUUCCCACUUCUCAUUUAUAAACAGGUUUGCUGUUGCCCUUAUCAGUCUGAUUACAUCCUACUGCACUUCCAAUAUGUCCUAUUGAAAACCUUAUUAAUGUUGAUUAAUUGAAGCAGUGACAUUUAAGGCAAAUGUUUUUAUUCUAGCAAAAUGUGAAAUCAUCUUUUCUUUAUCUUGGAAAUAGAAGUAAAAAAUAAAAUAGAGAGAGACACAA